AUGCUCAUAUACCCCUUCCCAUUCUUGUAUACCAAUGACUUCAUCAACGGCGCAUCGAAUCUCCCUCGCCACGUCUGGACAGAUGCCCAGCCGCUCGAUGGGAAGGUCGGCAUGGAACCGGAUGUGAUCAUGCGCUCUUUAUGGGUUCAUGGAAGCUACAUGAAAGCGCUGGACCAGGAUGUCCUCCUUGGGGCUUUGGAUCUGCAAGAUGCCUUGUUGGGGCCAACAAAGAACUUCAAUCCUCGGCAGCAAGGGAACCGCGUCCCACCGGUCAAUGCUUCGACCGAUCUCACGCCGAGCGAGCGCGACAUGUUCCAUGUGGUCAACGGCCUGACGAACCAGUCAUGGUUCUUCCACUCCCCGCUACAGUAUUGGUCGUGUGACGCUGAGAGGAUAUCCAGCGAUGGCGAUAUAGUCUCUACAGUAAACGCCCGGAAGACGACACCAACCUCGGUCAACGUCACCCUUCGGCAUUCCAUCGUGUUCAGUGGCAAGCGAUUUGAGGACCGUGCUCUGGUCGCGGCCGACGCCCUGGUGAUCACCCUGCUUCAUCUGCGAGACUCGCCCGUGGGUCGGUUAUGGGAACGGCGGGCGGAAGAUCUUGCCCAGCAAAUGGCCGACAAGUGGACAGUGAUCCCUAGUGACGGCCACAUCGUGCAGAGCCAGCUCUACGAGUUCCAGUUCCGCCCCAUAUCGGUCCAAGACUCGAUCCUGCUGACCGUGGCCUAUGCUUUGACCGCAAUGUACUUCAUGCUCAGCUUGUCUAAGCUGCGUGCCAUGAAGUCCAAGCCAGGCCUCAUCCUGACGGUCAUGUCGCAGAUAUUCGCAUCCAUCAUGUCAAGCUUCACCGUGUGCGCGAUCUUCAAGAUCGACCUCUCCCGAAUACCUAGGGCGGCUUACCCUUUAGUUGUCUUGACCAUGAGUCUCGAAAAUAUGUUUCGCCUGAUCAAUGCCGUCCUCGUCACGCCGGCAGAAGACAGUACGAGCAGUCGGAUCGGACAAGCAUUUGGGCACACGUGCCACGUCGCUAUCGCGAGCGUUGCGCAGAACCUCUUGAUCCUCUGGGGGCUAUCAAAGGCCGUGUCUCCCGGUGUCGCUGCGUUCUGCACCUUUGCAGCAAUCGCGAUCGUCUUUGAUUUCUUCUAUCUAUCCACGUUCUUCCUGUCCGUGCUGAGCGUCGAAGUUCGUAGAACGGAGUUGAGCGAGGCCCUGGAAAAGUCUUCGCGACACAAAAUGACGAGAUCCGACCCCUUGCCGCGUCAAACCUGGGCGGAAGCGAUCUAUCGGGGCAACAUCGGGCUCUCGACAAGAAUAGCAGGCACCAUUGUCAUGUCGGGCUUCAUUUUGAUCGCGCAAUGGCAUUUCUUGGAUAAUGCUUCCAUCUACCGCGCCGUCGGCGGAUUGUUUUACAACACAGUGACGAAUAAUACCGCGGCGGCAGCCUCGCCGCUGACAGCAGUUCAUCAAGCUCGAAGCCCAACGUCGUGGCUCCGUCUCCAAGAUCACGAGACUGCCAAGGAGGUCAUUCAGGUCGUGAAGCCCUCGGCCCACAGCUACGUCGCCCGUGUCUACGAGCCUCUAGUUUUCGUCCUCAAAGGGUCGGACCGCAUGCCCUCUGUCACUGAGCGGGCCCUCCUUCCUGCUGUGUACGACUUUGCAAAUCACCAAUUGGUGCGGCUCCUAGUGACGGUGUUGGUCAUCGUGGCGGCUGUGCGGCUCUUCAUGAACUACUUGCUCUGGGACGACAUGAAAGACUCCAAAGCGAACGAGGAAGACCUGGAGGAUGGGCCUCUGAUGUCAAUCAAGUCGCUCAACAGAGGCCAUGCCCUGGAUAUUGUCAUGUUGGCGGCGACUCCCGACGGCCAGUUCGUGUCUGUUGGCCUCGACCGCCGCAUACGUGUCUGGAGACUCAAUGCGGAGUUCAAAAGCUACGCGUUGAGGGACCCAGAAAACCCUAUCGAUAUCCCGUUUCCCGUCCACGCGCUGGCCAUCGAUGACGAUUCGACGUGGCUGGCAGUGCUGUCAUCAUACGAAGUUGUUCUCUGGAACCUCGUAGAGCGUCGCCGGGGACCGUCCAUGGCGUUAGAUCUCUACGGCCAGAAACCAGAGGCAUUCUUUUUCAAUGGCCACGCUAAGGAAGACAGCUUGCCGUCCCUAAUCAUUGUUAGGCGCGAUGGUAACUUGAUGGAGCUACGGCCGGACAGCGAAGACAGGCAUGAUACGAAUAUCUGUCGCCAGCCAUUGGUCUGCGCAAUUCCAUUCAGUCAUUCUUCUAAUAAAGCCAAUACUUCCGCAUUGUCGGUCCUAGCAGCAACAAGGAAGGGCAAUGUCUACAAGGUGACUCAGCAACAGGGCAGAUGGGUCUCAGAAGAGGUUGCUUUGUCUGCUGAAGGUCUUCAAGCCGAGGAGAAGGAGGUCAGCUCGCUCGUUCCUCUUCCCGGUUUCUCGGCCUAUUUGGUGGUUCGGUCACGCUCAGUCGAGCUAGUGAGCUUUGCCACGGCGAGAAUUCUGCACAUCUUCCGCACACAGUGCAUACAGGCUCGGUCACUGAGGGUCCUGCUCCCGCCCAAGCGACAAACGCAGUCAGGCUCGUCGGGGAUUGCGUCCAUGACGCUAGCUUACACAAACUCUGAUACGGGCGACUGUGUUCUCCAGACGUAUCUGCCUCCACAGGAAGGUGGAACGAUAUGCUUUUGCUCUUCCGAGUCUGCGAACAAGCAGUGCUGCCACUGGAGCGAUACUAGAGAGAUCAUAAAGCAGGUGGAAGCUCCCGGCCUGUGGGUGCCGUUGCAGAGUGGCUGCGUUGUUGGCGUGAGAAAAGUGGUUGAGAAGCAAGUCAAUGGCAGCUCGGAGCCGCGGUCACCAGAAAACGGGAUGCGACACCGGGGCGCGCACGCUGCGAAGCCGCAGACGCGGUGUUUCGACACGUGGGAAACGUGGUCCAUGACACAGCUCUACGGCCAAGGAGACUACGAGACCACGCCCCUCGCCGGCGAGGACUCGCAGCAUCUCAUCAUAUCCGAUCUGGGACCGAUGAUUAGCGUCGGCAGCUCGACGGUCGCUCUGGGCCUGGGGAACAUCAUCAAGCUCAUCAGCAUAGGGCACAGCCGGUUCGGCACUUCUGCCAAGAUGAUGGACUCGGACAGCUCGAUGAGCCUGGGCUCGAGGCGGAGACGGAAUAGAGUCGCGUCGAGAGGUUGA
This is a messenger RNA of Thyridium curvatum, 3201 nucleotides long. RefSeq lists its product as uncharacterized. Gene Ontology annotation, biological process: SREBP signaling pathway. Gene Ontology annotation, cellular component: Golgi membrane; endoplasmic reticulum membrane. Bases 1 to 3201 code for a protein of 1066 amino acids. The transcript is spliced from 2 exons. Gene Ontology annotation, molecular function: protein binding; sterol binding. The record is from RefSeq and is a predicted model, not a curated record. Lineage: Eukaryota; Fungi; Ascomycota; Sordariomycetes; Thyridiales; Thyridiaceae.